AUGGAAGAUAAGGAAAGCGACUACCGCACCGCUAAGAAGGCGUUGUGGCAAACCGUUCGAAGGCUCCGGCAAGGCAGGCAACAUACUCCCUGGGUCGAAACGGGAAGGUUCGGCUGGGACUUGUACAAUUCGGUGCAGCUGUCGGACUUGGAACUGCCCUUCACGAAUCCCUACAUCGACACCACCAUGCUCACCUACAAUCCAAGGACGAAGAAACUGCUGAGCUGGGACAACGGGUACCAGCUGAAGUACCCGGUGAAGCAAAGUUCCCUGGGGCUGGGGGUGGACGAGGACGAGAGGAAGGACGACCCGAUGAACGAGGUGUUCGAGAGCGCCGUGGGGAAUGUGUCGUUCGUUCCUUGAGGGCCCGGUUUUGUCUCAAUAAAAGGAUGUUGUG
Messenger RNA from Darwinula stevensoni, 397 nucleotides. The record is from the annotation of a GenBank genome assembly. Lineage: Eukaryota; Metazoa; Arthropoda; Ostracoda; Podocopida; Darwinulidae.